Molecule: messenger RNA, 2544 nt
Organism: Aphanomyces astaci
Lineage: Eukaryota; Oomycota; Saprolegniomycetes; Saprolegniales; Verrucalvaceae
Product: TTK protein kinase
Exons: 8
Coding region: 27-2513 (828 amino acids)
Biological process (GO): peptidyl-serine phosphorylation; protein localization to kinetochore; chromosome segregation
Cellular component (GO): nucleus; kinetochore; spindle
Molecular function (GO): protein serine/threonine kinase activity; ATP binding; protein binding
Source: RefSeq, a predicted model, not a curated record
GACGGACACAGCUCGCUCGGUCGACGAUGGAGGAGCUCCUGAGGAAGGACGAGAACUUGUCCGAUUUCUUCAUGCUUGGCAUCAGAGACAGCGACAUGGAUGGAGAUCAUGCGACCGGAGCAGCUUUGCUUGACGAGAGAAAGUCCAUCGUGAAUGAGCUGUUGAAGAACCCUUUCGAUCCAGCGUUGUGGAAGCGACUCGUUGGCAACUGCAAGCGGCUCGCGGGCAGGUAUCCGCAUCUAGUCCAAACUAUAUUCCGUCGUGCGCUAUCCUGCUUGAAGCAACCUGGCUUGGAUGGGCAUCAGCGAUCCGACCACAUCGACAUCAUCCUCGACUACGGCGACCUGCUCAAGGAUCCAAAACGCAAGCGAGGGUUGCUGCGCCAGGCAUUGAUGGAAGGCCUUCCGCAAAACCAAACCAAGUUCUUCGAGUACUACGCCAAGUUUGAGAAGUCUCAACACGAAACCGACACGGCACACGACAUGUUAAACUUGGCGGUGGCGAAAAGUCUGUUGAGCAGCGCCGAUCGCGACAGGAUCUGGAAAGGGCUCAACGACGCCCCGCCUGCUCCAAUGGCCGUCGUAACGUCCCCCACCCCUCAACCAACGCUGCGGCGCGACUUCGUAUCAGGCAUCCAAACUCCUCGUCAACCCCAGGACGUUGGGGUGCCGCGAUCGAUAUCGAAGCUCAGAGAAGGACUCAUGACUCCGCUGUCGUCGCGGCAACACCCCUCCUCCACCCGGUCCAGUCAAAAGUUUCCCCGCAUUACAUUCGACCGAGCCAACUUGGGGUUGCCGCAGCGAGUGCUCAAGUCAGAGCACAUGUCCCAGGACUCGGACAAGGAGAACGACGAGCCUGAAAGCACUCGACCACCUACAGUAGAAUCUUCCAAGAACGUUCUUCCUGAACGACCGACCAGUGGCGCGACGCUGUGGCAGCCAUCCAAGAUUCCGCAGCGGGCUUCCACUGAUUUCAAGACCUUUGCGGCGCCAGGUCAGCCCAUUGCGUGGAAAUCCACCCCCGUUUCUGCAUCCGCCAGUGAUUUUGACAUUGAACAUGCACGCUUUGGUGAUGCAGACGCACUCAAGCAGCGCUACGGCGGUCCCACUGCCAUCGCUCGGUCCAGUGACCUGCCGCCCUCCAUUUCGACGCCAUCACGGGGAACCGCGCCAUUGGCCACGCCUAAAUCUGCCAUGGCCACUGGAAAUCAUACUGCAGUCAAACACGUCGUCAAGCGGCCGUUAUCUCCUUCCAAGCCGUACCAAGUGUCGGAGGAUUUGAUGGAUUCCCCAACCAAGAGCGACAUGGAGAUUACCUUGGCCCAUGAGUACGAAGCAUUGGAAAACCCGUCAAAGCGCCGUCGAAAUGAACCGAAUGAACGCAUCGCCAGCAGCCCCGUGACUAGCAAAGCCAACACGCCGUCGCCGCCUCCUCUCUUUAGUGCCAGUCCCAGCGACAGCCGGCCUUUGCACGUGACGGUGGUCGACCGGUUGAUUGACCCGAAGAACCAUUUCACGGUCAACGGUAUUACAUUUUUGAGCCUCAAGCAGAUCGGAUCGGGUGGCACGAGCAAGGUGUUUCGAGUGCUGGGGCCGGACAUGCAAACGUACGCUCUCAAGCGCAUCAAGAUGAAGAAGAUGGACGAGGCCAGCGUGACGAGCUACCAGAACGAGAUCAGCUUAUUGAAGAGUCUCCAGGGCAGUCCGCAUGUGAUAAAACUGGUGGCCAACGAGCUCGAUUAUAACCUCAAAGUGCUCUAUGUGGUGAUGGAGAUUGGCGAAAUCGACCUCAUGAACAAACUCAAGGAGCUCAAGCAACACAACAUCGUCGUGGAAGAAAACUUCCUCCGGAUAGUGUGGCAUCAAAUGCUGCAGGCAGUCAACUACAUUCACAACAGGCGCAUUAUUCAUGGGGAUUUAAAGCCGGCCAACUUUUUGUUCGUCAAUGGCGCCAUCAAGCUGAUCGACUUUGGAAUUGCCAAGGCCAUCUCGAACGACACGACCAACGUCAUCUUGGAGCAGGUCGAAGGCACCGCCAACUACAUGCCACCCGAAGUGGCCGCGAGCUCGCUUGGCCGCAGCGAAACCCCGCAAAAGGUGGGGCGAGCGGGCGACAUUUGGUCCCUUGGGUGCAUCUUGUACCAGAUCGUAUACGGGGACACUCCGUUCGGAAACGUGACGCACAUGAUUCAAAAGUUUAUCAUGAUCGCAGACCCCAACCACUCGAUCAGCUUUCCUCCCCUCAAGAACAAGCAGCUGGCCCACGUCGUGCAGUCGUGCCUCCAGUGGGACCCCAAGCUGCGACCAGCCAUCGAGGGCCCCCAUGGACUACUGGAGCACCCAUUCCUGUACCCCGACCGCGUGGUCGCCCCCACAGAGCACUCUGUGUGCGAGUCCCUGCGCAAGGCAACGUCUUUCGUGCAAGCCGCCACCAGGUUUAGUCGGAAUAUUGAGCACGACACGGCGAUGCUCGUGGCCGCGGUUAAAGCGGCGAAGCGAGCAAGGGCCGAGUAAUCUAAUUUAUAUGUCGUUCAGUGGAUCUCGC